Molecule: messenger RNA, 4196 nt
Organism: Sander lucioperca (pikeperch)
Lineage: Eukaryota; Metazoa; Chordata; Actinopteri; Perciformes; Percidae
Gene: cracr2aa
Product: calcium release activated channel regulator 2Aa
Exons: 18
Coding region: 389-2572 (727 amino acids)
Molecular function (GO): GTP binding; GTPase activity; calcium ion binding
Source: RefSeq, a predicted model, not a curated record
UGUUGCUAUGGUUACCAACGAUGACUUUGUUGAAGUCCCUCCCUUCGGUUUGCCCAGUCAGUAGCUACUCAGUCAAAUUCCUGCACUCACACCAGUUGACUUGUAAACAGUGAGGUUAACCACAAGCGCAUAAGGCUGAUACAGUACCAACGGAGACAAUGAAUUCCUCCAACCUGUCUCACUUUUCAUUCACUGGUUUCCUCGACUAAUUAAAGAGGCGGUUGCUAAGGGAUGACAGUCUGUGACAUUGGCGAGAGCCUCUGAUGCUCGAGCAGCCUGAAGCUCGACUUCUCCGGGAUCUCUUACCUCCACACCUCUGUCUGUCCUGUACUUGGCUUAUGUGAAGGGCGCGGGGAAACGCUCUUAUAUCAACAGACUCACAAGUACCAUGGCAGCGUUCACUGCUCCCUGUGCCGCCACCAUCACCACGGCCACCGCUGUGGCCCGAACUGCAUGGCAGAGGCAAGGAAGCGAGGCGGGCAAGCGUGGGGACGUGGGACAAAACACUAUCGUGGAGAAAACCCACGAGUUCUUCCAGAUGUGUGACCUGGAGGACAAGGGCUUCAUCACCCGACGUGACAUGCAGAGGCUGAACACUGAGCUCCCUCUCAGUGCGGAGGAGUUGGAAAAUGUGUUUGAUACCCUUGAUUCUGACGGCAACGAAUACCUCACCCUGGAAGAGUUCUCCUCCGGCUUUAUUGAGUUUUUAUCCGGUCAGGAGAUUUCUGUGGAAGAGGAAGGCAUGGGGGAGAAGAACCCCUGUAAAAGCCCGACAGAGGUCCUGUACCAGACCGAGUGGGAGGAGAACCUCCCACGCAGAGAAGACGAGGAUGAAGAGGAGAAACACUUUUGCAUGCUCAUGGAAAACCUCGGAGCCAACAGUGUCUUUGAAGAUGCUGCUGAGGUGCGCAGUUUGUGGGCCCAGGUGCGCCGAGAUGAACCUCACCUUUUAUCCAAUUUUGAGGACUUCCUGGCCAGAGUGACUUCCCAGAUCAUAGAGGCCAACCAGGAGAAGAGGGAGAUGGAGAGUGCUCUCGAAAGGAAAGCAGCAACACACGAUGAUGAGAUCCAGCGCCUUUAUGUGGAAAUGGAGCAGCAAAUAAAAACUGAAAAAGACAGGAUUGUGCUGCAGGAAUACGGGCGCUUUGUGUCUCGCAGUCGAGACCUGGAGCUGCAGCUGUCCACUAAGGAGAAAGAGCUGGAUCAGCUCUUUCAGAAGCAGAGAAGGUUGGAGCAUCAGUGCCAGGAGCUUGAAAGUGAACAACAUGUGGCCAAGGUGGAGAAUGUGAAGCUGAAGCACACGAAUGAGGAGUUAGCACGGGAGCUGGACCACACCAGCAAGGAGCUGGCCUUGGCCCAGGACCAGCUGAGCCUGCUGCAGGAGCAGGCCACACAGCUUUAUGAGGAGAAGGAGAUUGAAAUAUACAGACUGACCGAGGGACUGCAGCGAGAGCGAGCCAGCCUCCUCAAACAACUGGACCUUCUGAGGGAAAUGAACAAACAUUUACAAGAUGAAAAGGAUAUAAGCAAUCAGAAUCCAAAGAAUUCUAAGACGACACCAGAUUUGAAGCAGAGGCCUUUGGUCAGUGUUGUGAAAAACGCCAACACAAAUGUCUUCAGAAGUGAGGAUGAGGAGGAGCUGACCCCCAGCUCUGUGAGACAAAACCUAGCCAAUGGCUCAGGCCAGCGCUUUAGCCUGGCGGAAACCAGAGGGCACCUCCCGAGGAUCAUCUCCAUCGAGGAGGACCACCUCCCAUACUUGCUCCAGAAUGACUGCCAGGUCCAAAGCCCACUGCAGGAGUGUAGUGAAGGAGAGGAAGCCUCAGAAAACGAGGAGGAUAUAAACUUGGUGAUGAGCGAUAUUUGCCUGCGUGCGUCUUCUGCCCAGCAGCAGAAGUCGGAGGGAGAUGUGGAGGAAAGGGAAAUCCCCACAUCUCCAAGGGUACAGCCUGUUGGCAAGGAGACCAGCAUACAUGAGGAAGGUGGUCCUACACCGCCAGACCGCUUCUUCAAGAUCGUCCUGGUGGGGAACUCCAGCGUAGGAAAGACCUCCCUCCUUAAGCGAUUUUGUGACGACUGCUUCCAUUCUGACACUUCUGCCACUGUGGGUAUAGAUUACAGUGUAAAGACAAUAGCUGUGGACAACAGCCAGGUGGCACUGCAGCUGUGGGAUACAGCAGGACAGGAGAGAUAUCGGAGCAUUACCAAGCAAUUCUUUCGCAAGGCUGACGGCGUGGCUGUGAUAUAUGACAUCACAGCCGAGCAGAGCUUCGUUGCUGUCAGACAGUGGCUGACAAGUGUAAAGGAGGGAGCCGGCGAGGACAUCCCCAUCAUGCUCUUGGGCAACAAAACGGACAAGGAGAUUGAGAGACAAGUUCAGAAAGAAGUGGGCGAAAGACUAGCCAAGGACUGCCAAAUGAUUUUCUACGAGUGCAGUGCACGCUCCGGACACAAUAUGCUGGAGUCCAUGAUUCAUUUAGCCAGAAUUCUGAAAGAGCGGGAGGACAGAGAGAAGGAGAAGACGGUGCAGCUGUUUAGCAGCCCCUCGGAGAAGAAGAGAUCCUGCUGCUAACAGUUGUUACACAGCUCACACAUACACAGUAGCACUACCCUUCACUAAGAUAACACAGUGUGAUAGUGUGACCACAUGUGCCACUAAGGACACAUUAUUCUUCAGUCAGCACAACUGUUUCUCACACACUCUUCCACUUUGUGUCUCUCUGGGUAAACCCAACACCUGGAUGGACGGACUGUAUGUAUGUUCUAUUAUAAACUGUCUACUCUACGUUGAAAAUAACCUCAAAUUGCAAUUUUAUGGAGAUAUAGUAAAAAAAUAAUAAUAAUAAUACAAAGAAAAGAAAAGAAAAGUUUGAAGAAAAAUAGCUACAACUGAACAAAUGCAAAGUUAAGUCCCUUCUGAGUCAAACUAUUUUCAUUUUUUAAAUGUACGAUGUUCCUCAAAGUAUUGACUGUGACUCCUUAAAUAUUUAUUUAACUUCCAAAUACCCUUUAUCUGUCACAUGUGCGCUUUAACUCUAUGUAUUAAUACAUUCAUUCAGUGUUAUGAGUAUUUUUGUAGUUGUUCUGCUUCUUCACCUUUGGUACACAUACAUGACAUGGACACAAUUAUAAAUAUUAAUAUAAUAUUAAUAAUUAUAAAAAUAAUCAAUUAACAAUUAAAUACAUUAUCUAACAACCUUGCAGUAAACACUACUUUAGUGAAGCUUUUGGUGUUCAGUUGGUGUUGAGACUGGGAUGUUAUGAUUGAACUGUUAGAUUAGUUAUGUGGCAUUGAUUGCAGUAUGUUGCACCGGUGUCUUCACCUGGUGGAUGAAGUAAAAGCAAAAGUACCGCCAUGCAGCACAGUACAGAAGUCACAUGCUUCUGUGUUUGUCCGCUGAAUAAACAAAAAUGAUCACAUAGUUAAAAUUCUAAGCUUAAAAUGUGUUUGUUGCAGGGCUGUCAUAUUUAAAUGUAUUUAUUACAGGCGUGCGUGUUAUUUUGUCAUCUGUACAUUAAUUUUGAUUUGUAAUUCUGUUGUUUUUGUUGUAACAGUACUGAAGGUUGUUAGGAUACCUGAGCGAACCCCCCCGCCAGACCGAAUGAAGUUUAGUGCAGACAUUUUUAAUUUCAUAUAACCUUAAUCUGCCUCGUUGCCAAGUAUUUUAUGAAAAUGUUGUCACUAUAUGUAAUCUGUACAUUACAGCAAGGUUUAAAUUUGAAAGGUUUUGGUGAAAAGUUAAGAUUUUACUGUUUGAUAUUGCACUAUGGUCACUAAUAGUGCUCCACUACUGCCAGUGUCUUGCACAUCACUUUAAUCUACAUGUACACAAACAUGUAAAUACAUAAAAUAAAUAAAGAUUUGUUAAUGUUUAUAUCAUUUGUAAAGGACUUCUUUCUUAUACAAUUAAAUUCAAAUAAGUUAUAAAGCACCACCCAGUGGAUGAGUUUGGACAUUGCUGUUUAUUCAGUUUUUAAGUUGACAUGACAAUAUGUGAAACAACAUUCAAUAUGUUGGGGAACUAACAUGGCAACUUAUUAGAAUUUGUAUGACUUAUAAACUAUAUGGAGAACUAGUUUGGGGUUUUGAGCAGCCAACUUUCAGAAUACAUUUUCCGUAAAGGUGUAACUGGACAGAGUCCAACGGUGCUUUUUGAAUAUACAGGAAGUAUCAUUCUAGAGUAAAAAAGUAUAAU